This is a messenger RNA of Topomyia yanbarensis, 1870 nucleotides long. RefSeq names its product all trans-polyprenyl-diphosphate synthase PDSS2-like. Bases 1 to 1374 code for a protein of 457 amino acids. Gene Ontology annotation, molecular function: prenyltransferase activity. The record is from RefSeq and is a predicted model, not a curated record. Gene Ontology annotation, biological process: ubiquinone biosynthetic process; isoprenoid biosynthetic process. The transcript has 4 exons. Gene Ontology annotation, cellular component: transferase complex; mitochondrion. Lineage: Eukaryota; Metazoa; Arthropoda; Insecta; Diptera; Culicidae.
AUGGCUCUCAGCAGGUUGGUUGCGCCGCGGCGUCUGCUCAUGCGCUCAACUGCCAUCAGCGCGCAGCAGUUUGGAGUUCUAAGUGUCUUCGGUGGGAACGGUGAAAGUGUCCCCGCCAGCCCUAGUGCCCUAGUGAAACAGGUCCGUUGGAUCAGUGCCAGUUCUCGGGCUGGGGAGAAGCUGGCCACUGCUAAGGUGGUCCCGAAGCACGACUGGAACCGGGCCGUUAGUGAAGCAGAGCAGAUCGUCGGUUAUCCUACGUCGUUUCUGAAUCUUCGAUUUCUGCUCAGCGACGAAAUAGCGAAUGUGGCACUUCAUUUGCGCAAACUUAUUGGAAGCAAUCAUCCGUUGCUGAAGUCAGCUAAAUCGCUCAUCUACAACGACACAAGCCAGCAGGCAUGGGGCCUGAUCAUACUACUGAUUUCCAAGGCGGCCGGUCACACCGCUUCCGUUCCGGAGAUGGACCAAGACCGCAGCGUUGGAGUACUGCAUUCCCAGCGAGCGCUGGCAGAGGUCACGGAAAUGAUCCGAAGCUCGCAGCUGAUCCAUCAGGGUAUAAUCAAUCUACAGUCGAUGGAUAAUGCGGGAAAUGACCUCAGCGGGGAUAGUGAUAUGAUUUUCGGCAACAAGAUCGCACUGUUGGGUGGUGAUUAUUUGCUAGCUCACGCCAGUAAGCAGAUUGCCACUUUAAGAAACCAAGACCUAAAUAUGCUUAUGACAUCAGCCUAUCGAGAUUUAGCGGAGUCCGCAUUCAUCGGCGACAGUGACGAUCAGAACAAUCCACUUCCAUCGAAAUCGGAGAAACCACCAGGAUUUUCCACACCGGAAUGUACUUUAGAGGAGUUGGAUUUCGGUGACGUGCAGAACAACCUGGCCCCAUUGAUGAUUGAUGGUGUCAUGGGUCACCCGGAGAAGGAGUGGUCACUGAGGCAUGUUCUCGGUGGCGGUAGUCUGCUGGGAAAAAGUUGUCAUGGUGCGUUGAUGCUGGCUGGGCACCCGGAAGAACUUCAAAAGCAAGGCUAUCUAUUCGGGAAGCACAUGUCCCUUGCUUGGCAGGCGUCCAUCGAGCUCCAGCCUUUUCUCAUGAAUAAACUGCCAUUGGGGGCUCAGUUCAGCUUGGUUUCCGCUCCGGUUCUGUUUCACAUGGAGUAUGAUCCAAGCAUAUACAAGAUCAUCGAAAAAGGCCGAAAGUCUGUGGAGGAUGUCGAUUAUUCAGCUCUACACAAGGAAGUCUGCCAAGGGCCAGGAAUGGAGAAAACAAGGAACCUCCAGAAAAAGCACAGCCUAGCUGCUAUGAAUGUUCUGGAUCGAUUCCCUCCGACGGAUGCACACACAGCACUUCAGAAUAUCAUUCUAGCUAUGCAACAAUUGUGAUUUUUUUCUUGAAUUUAUUUGAUCGGUGUUGUCGACGUUUUACUUAUAAGUGGUUUAAUAUUUACAUAAAAUAAUUUUGGAAUAUUUACAUAAAAUUAGAAAGACAAGUUGUUUGAUAAGAAGUCAUGCAAGAAACCAAUUCGAAGAAAAUGCUCUGGCCAAGAUUUGAUUCUGCAUUGUAUAAAACAAACAAUAACUGUAGAUAGAACUCACGAUGAAUUUUUAUAAAGUAAUAAAUCUAAUAAAUUUUUUAUCGUUUAAGGUAUGCAUGCAUAUUUGGAUCUUACGCGUAUAUUUUUUCUAAAAGUAAUUUCACCUAUUUGUUACUAGUUCCCAACGAAUUCUUCGUUAUUCCUACUCGUUUCCCAUUUGUUCGAAGGAAAAUCUUAUUUUUUAAGAUGUCGCUAUCAACUGCAUACCCAAGAAAAUACAUUUUACAAAAACUUUAAACUCUUUGUUGUUUUACAACUUUCUCGAAACCAUUUCUUUCGGCCAU